UUACGGAAAAUGCUUUCAAUAUCAGAAUAUUUGUUUGUAAAUACUGACUACUACAUACAGCAUAUGUACAAUAGCUAUGAUGUUUUCAGCCAUAUGCGAUAAACCGUGUGUGUACUAAGAUCUUAUUGUUCUUUAGUUUAUCUCGUUUUUGCGACUGUUGCGAGUGGCAAAUUCUAUCCCGUGAAUAUCAGUGAAUUUUUGGAAAACGGGAUUCCUGAUAAAAACAAAGGUGGUGAUGAAAACUAUUUCCGGGAGUGGGUCCACAACCGGUACGAGUUGCUGUUAAAUGUACGAUAUCGUAUUCCGGCAUUUUAUUCAACGAGCCGCAGUUACUGAAUAUCAAACCCGUAAAGGUCAAGCGGAUUAUGGAAACCUUGUUAGCGAUUCAAUCCGGUUGCAACAAAGGUACGCCAUGCAACUGGGCUUUCUCUAUGGGACUACAACACUAACAUUACCGGCAAAGAAGAAGCAAAUACGGUCAAGCAAGCCCAAUUAUCUGCCAACUUUACCAAAAGCGUGGCCAAGAUGACACAGAACUUCCAGGUUGAAAAGUUUAAGGAUGUCCAACUAAAGCGGUUGUACAUAAUGUUAAUGGCCGGCCGCCAGCCGCUGGAAGAGGCCGACUUCACAGAAUUCACCUCCAUUGUCAACCACAUGCGUGCUCUUACUCAUACAGCAUUUGUUUGUUAUGAUGCUUCCAAAACUGUGGAAACCCUGGAGGUGUUAACGUUUACAAGGUUGGGAUGUCUAAAGAAAUAUCACACAGAUGUUUACGGCUUGUCCUUUAUCUAUACAGUUAGUUACUACGUCGUAAACGCUUGGAACGACCCGGAUAAAAGAAAGUAUUCAUGGAAAUCCUGGAGAGACGUUAGCGGGAAACAGCUGCGGGAUAAUUACACACGAUAUUACAUUGACUUGAAAAACAAAGCAGCGCACCUUUCAGGAUAUCGGGACGCCGGUGCACUGUGGCGGUCUUAUUACAUAGUGGACAGUCUUAACUACGCAGAUGCGGUAUUCCUUAAAGAUUUAGAGAAUUUAUGGCAACAAAUCCGACCGUUGUAUUUGCAACUGUAUACUUAUGUGCGCCGCAAGUUAAUCCAGCAUUUUCUCAACGAGAAGCUGUCAGCAACGGCCCCGGUACCGGCUCACUUGCUAGGAGACCUGAUGAGUCAAUCUUGGUCUGGCAUGCUAAACUUUACGCAGCUCUUCCCAUCGAAGCCAUUGCUAGAUGUUACCGACGAAAUGAGAGCCCAGAAGUUAACGGUGGAGAAAAUGUACCGCUUAUCCGAGCAGUUUCAAACCGGGCUAGGUUUGAAGCCAAUGCCGGCAAGUUUCCGGAAACUAUCCAUGCUGACCAAGCCGAAUGAUGGUCGCGUUGUCUCGUGUGGGGCCUCUUCUUGGGAGCUUCUUACAAGUCCUCCGGACGAUACACGGAUUAAGAUGUGCACCCAAGUUAAUGUGCCCCACUUCAUAACAAUCCACCACGAAAUGGGACACAGCCAAUACUACUUGCAGUACAAAAACCAAACUCCAGUAUAUUUCCGUAACGGUGCAAACCCUGGAUUUCACGAAGCAGUGGGUGAUACUUUAGCAUUAAGUGUUGCAACUCCUAAACAUUUAGCAUGGCUGGGUUUGCUAAAGAACAAUUCGGAAGAUGAAGAAAGCGAACUUAACAACCAGUUUAUCACUUGUCUGGAUAAAAUCGCCAAUCUCCCAUUUUUGUACCUACUGGACAGAUAUCGUUAUGACGUGUUUUCCGGGAAAAUCUCCAAGAGCCGUUUGAACUGGGCAUGGUGGAAAUAUGUGAAAGAGUAUCAGGGCAUCGUUCCUCCAGUCCCGCGGUCGGACUUGGAUUUCGAUCCCGGUGCACAGUACCAUGUCACUGCCGAUACUGAAUACAUGUGGUACUACUUCGUAAGCUCUGUGAUACAGUUCCAAUUCCACAAAGCUUUGUGCAAAGCAGCCGGACACAGCGGGCCGUUGUCAAAGUGCGACAUUAACGAGUCUAAGGCCGCUGGUAAAUUGCUCAGUGGCAUGCUCUCACUGGGCGCUUCCCAACCGUGGCCCGUAGCCAUGGAGCGGGUAACUGGCUCGCCAAAAAUGGAUGCGGCGGCAUUUUUGGAAUAUUUCGAUCCACUGCACAAAUAUCUUCAAAAAAUCAAUGCGGAGAAUAAGGAAUUUAUUGGCUGGAAAUAGCUAUCACGGAUGCGCUACGCAUAAGAAAAUGUUAUUGAUAACUAGUCCUUGGUAUUAUUGAUAAGUAAUCCACGAGUAACGAGUGUCAUCCCUUUGUACUGGCAGCUUUUGUUUUGCUUAUGCUGCAGCAAUUUUUGUACCCAUACUAGCCAUCGUAAGUGCUCUUUCGAAAUAUGCACGGUGAUUAAAAUGUUAGUGAUUC
Molecule: messenger RNA, 2398 nt
Organism: Paramacrobiotus metropolitanus
Lineage: Eukaryota; Metazoa; Tardigrada; Eutardigrada; Parachela; Macrobiotidae
Product: angiotensin-converting enzyme-like
Biological process (GO): proteolysis
Cellular component (GO): plasma membrane
Molecular function (GO): peptidyl-dipeptidase activity; metallopeptidase activity
Source: RefSeq, a predicted model, not a curated record